This is a messenger RNA of Hypoxylon trugodes, 906 nucleotides long. Its product is annotated as 60S ribosome subunit biogenesis protein NIP7. Bases 176 to 739 code for a protein of 187 amino acids. The transcript is spliced from 2 exons. Gene Ontology annotation, biological process: ribosome assembly; ribosomal large subunit biogenesis. Lineage: Eukaryota; Fungi; Ascomycota; Sordariomycetes; Xylariales; Hypoxylaceae. Gene Ontology annotation, molecular function: RNA binding. The record is from RefSeq and is a predicted model, not a curated record. Gene Ontology annotation, cellular component: nucleolus; nucleus; preribosome, large subunit precursor.
UCCAAUUAAAAUUAACAGAGCGACUCCACAGUACCCUGUAUCUUUCUCACCGCCAAAAUUUCCAAACGGCAGAAUAUUUUCUUGCAUCUCGAAAUUUGUUAACAGCCACCCCGCCAGCUUUACCAUUCGAAGCUCAUAGGUUCCGUACGGCGCAAAACGAAGUGAUUUAAUCAAGAUGAGACCUUUAACAGAACCCGAGACCAAAGUCCUCUUUGAGAAAUUAGCCAAUUACACUGGCACCUCCCUCAAGAAUCUAAUUGCCCCCCUCGACGAUUCCCCCGACGCCGACCGAUAUGUCUUUCGUUUGAACCGCGACAGAGUCUACUAUGUGCUAUUAUCUGUCGCAAAUUUAGCUACAUCAAUAGCAAGAGAUAACCUAGCGUCGCUAGGAAUUUGCUUAGGCAAAUUCACAAAAACUGGAAAAUUCCGACUCCACGUAACAGCUCUUCCAAUCCUCGCCGAACAUGCGCGAUACAAGCUCUGGAUCAAACCAAAUGGCGAAAUGCCGUUCUUAUACGGCGGAAAUGUGGUGAAGGCGCAUGUUGGGCGAUGGUCGGACGACUGCCCGUCGCAUCAGGGUGUUGUUGUAUACAGUAUGUCCGACACACCCCUCGGCUUCGGAGUAACUGCGCGCAGCACCGCCGAAGCCCGCCGUCUCGACCCCACGGGCAUUGUGUGUUUUCGACAGGCAGAUUGCGGAGAGUACCUCAGAGAUGAAGAUACGCUGUUUGCUGGUUAAUCCACUAUCACGGACAAGAGAUAAUAAAAAAUGGUUAUGACCAGGUGGGUGUACAUAUAGAAAGAGACGUUUGGAAGCUCUCGACACUCAAAAAGAAGGGAAGAAGGCCUGGAGUUUGGAAUCGGCUUGAGUUAUAUGCAUUUAUGGGCGUUUUGCGGCUAUCUACA